AUGCUUAAUCUUCUCAAAUCCGCCAUUAAGAAAGACUCGAGCACAAAAGGAGAGGCCAAUGGCGGCAACCUCGACGACUUCUUCACGAACGGGGUGGAGAAAAAUGGACUCAGUAGUACCCCCUCAGCAGGUUUGACGAGCAGAAAGAAUGGUGAAGGAAAUAGAGGCCUCCGAUCCAUACGGAAUGAAUUUAGAGCUUCGGAAUAUGGUCUGGUGAUAAAAGAUCUUGACAAGGAGAAAGAGGAGUCGGCCCAGAGCCAAUUAAAGUUGGCUCAAAAUGAUACGGCACAGCAUCAGGCGGAAAACAGUGCACCGCAAGAUGCCAUCGAGGCACCAGGUAGAACAGAAGAGGUGAAUGCGCAAGCGCGACCACCUUCUAGCCCAAGCUUUCGCGAGGGAGGGAGUUCGACAGGACCAACCCUCGAAAGUGUUGACAAGCAAGGCCAAGACCCGGCAGACAAUGAGAAUCUGCAGAGCACUGAAAUUGCGCCUGACCAACAGACUAACGGCCGAGCCGAAGGAACCGAAUCAAGAGAUCUUGUUCACGAAACAACACAAGAGACAGGAGUACCCGACCUUGCCGGAUUGAAUUCUCGAGAUUUUGAUGAAGAUGCCACUACAGGACUGGGUCACACUGACCUACGAGAUGAGAACGAGGGACCUGCGCAAAGCAGUCUAGAUCAGGACGAACACGAAUCUCCCCACGACGAGCAUCUUCCGAAUUACCACAAUGACGAGGAGCAAGAAUUUGGCCAACAAGCGUUAGAGGAGCAAGCUGCGUCAGGCAUGGACGACACUAUGGAAGGGGCCAUUGAGGAGGAUGUCGAGAUAGAUCCUACCCAGCUCGACGAGGGAUUUGAAGAUGGGGAAUGGAACCCUCGGGACUUGGACGCAGAAGACGCCGAAAAUCACGAUCGCCUCAAUCCGCAACAUCCUGAUGACCUUGACAGCUAUGCCGGCACCAUCGACGACCCAGCUGAUGGCAACGACGCUAUGUACGGUGAUCAAGGCCAUGAUUAUGAGGAUAACCAGUCAUACCAAGAUUAUGGCAGUGAAGAUGAGGCCAACCUCGAAAGCGCAAUGUCUCCAAACCAUGACGACGUAGACGGUAGGGAUGACUUUCCAGAUAUUGGUGAUGAAGAAGGCGCAAACCCGGAAGACAACUACUCGAACUAUGACGAGCCACCUUUAGGAGACCAUGAUGACUUCGAACCGGAAGACAGAUAUCUAGAAUCGGACCAAGAGCAAGGUGAGGGCGAUAAUCUCAAAGAACCAAAUGACGACUUUGCCGAUGACGACGUUGGUUCGCAAAUGGCUGAUAGCCUCGGGCAGGAUGAGACCGCUCUUGACGAAGGUAAUGAGCCAUCUCACGUGGGUGACGGCUUUUCUGAGAAUAAUAUGGAAGAACAUCGCGAAGGAAUUGAUGAUACUCUGUAUCGAGAUGAUGAGUCCCUCGGGGAAAGCUUUAACCCCGAUGCAGCUGAACAGAUGUCAACCACUUCAGAACAUCCUUUGAUGGAAGAAGAUGAGCCUCUAGAAGGAGACGACCCUCCAGAGCAUGAUGACGACGUGGAUGCAAAUGACGGCCUUGAUCGCGAUGAGGACGAAGAUGGCAAGUUAGAGGGAGAUGAUGACCCCUACGGAGGAGACGACUUAGAGGCCGCUGAUGAGCAGUCGUUUAUUGCCGAGUCUGCAGCAGCAGAAGAGGAACGAUCUGACCUUGGAGAGGACUUCGGAAGUCAGGCCCAUGGGGACGAAUCAAUAGUUGAUAACCCUCUAUCGAUCCCAGGGAGAGAAUGGACGCAGGAACAUUUGGCUGCCUUUCAGAUCCAUGUACGGUCCAAAUCAAAUAUCUUUGACUUUCUGAUUCAGAAGGGUGUCUUGAAUCGCGAAAGGGUGCCUGAGGUUAUCGUACAGGCUCUCAAGUUGUGCCUAAAGGACACAUCGAAGGACGACACAACUGCUUUGCGACACAAAAAGCAUGCAACUGUUUUCAUGGAGGCUGGUGGCACACCACUCGGUCCGUAUUUGGCAUUUCUAGCCCUCACUGUCCAAUCCACCAUGAACUCAUCCAAGGAUGGGACAGAUAAAGACGGGCAAAAACAAAAGGACGAAGAGAGGCCAAGUGAUGAGGAGGAAUCCAAACCAGUCGCUACAAACGACGAAGAUGAUCCAUGGGAUGAUGAUUUCGGCCUUGAGGACGGUCUGGAGGCACCCCCUAGUUAUUUCGAGGCACCCAAGGCUGUGCAAACCGCGCCAAAAUCUGGGCACGAUAGUGAUACACGCUCCAAGCGUCCAGAAGUUGCAACUAAUAUCAUGGUUGUAAUGUACCUUCAAGCUAUUCUUGAAUCCUCUCGCGCCCGGGUCUCAGAACCUGCAAAAGCAUAUUUGGAAUGGACGUUUAUUCCCCAGCCUUUGCAGAUCAACUCGGAGCCUGCCAGUUGUAAGGAUGAAAACAACGGAUCGCUCCAUGAAAAGAGAGAGAAACUUACCGCUGGUGACCACAAGAAGUGGGAGGACGUCAAUCCUUUGGAGUAUGUUUCGAUUGGGACCCAACCAAUGUAUAGUAAACAACAUUAUAUCGACUCGCACGACAUCAAGGCCCAGGAGGCGGCGCACAUGAUUGCUAUGAUCUGCGAGCGUCUACGAGUUUCCAAGACAACACUGUCCGAGUACGAUCGAACGACUUUUGUCAUUACGUCGUCUGCCACUUCUAUAUCUUUCGCCUACGCUGUGUUCACGCUUGAAUACAUCAAGUAUUACAAGCUUGAAGAAGGACAACCCUCAACCCUUACUCCUGAAAUGGAAGACAUAAUCAUUGAUCCUGAGGAUUCUAAGCCCGAACUGAACAUUUUUGAAAGCGUUCCAUACGAUUUAUCGAGGUGGGACGAGGCACUUGAAGCUGGAGAGCUUGCUGUAGCUAUCGUGGAAUAUUUGCAGCUUAAUGGACCACUACUCGCCGCAACGGAAGAAGUUCCACCCUUAAGCCCGGACGAUGGCUUAAACCGUGCAACAUCAGCAGCUAGCUCGAAAUCGGCUUUCGAUGACUCAGGUAAGAGAUUCCCUAUCAGAAUCCGUCCUCACAUACCAGAAGAACCAAUCUCGAGUGAAGAUGAGACGGCGAGUAAUGGAGAUGCUGAAAAUGUGUCAGACAAAGGACUGCCCACACCCCUUUUCGAGGACCAGGAUGAAGGACUAGAAGAAGAUGUCGAUGAUGGCCAAGAGGAUAUGAAGGAGGGUCAAGAAGAGGGUGGCUCUGAUGGAGGAGAUGGACUGGAAGAGGAUGAAAAUCAUGAGGACAAAGGCCCGGACGAAGACCCUGAAAAUGAAGAGGCCUCCCUGGAAAACGAUGUCGAAAGAGAAGGCUUUGAUGAGGAAGGGCUUGAUCAAGACGGUGUUAUGGAAGACACGCUCGACAAGGAAGAUCCCGAAGAAGAAAGGUUUGAUGGUGAAGCUUUUGACGACGAGGGCCUGGAUGAGGAAGGCUUUGAUAGAGAUGACUCUCAUGGAGAACUUUUCGACGAAGAGUUCGAUGCAGAGCACUCUCGGAUGGACAGUAUGUAUGACGAAGCUGAUGCAAACGGAGACGGAGAAUACAGCGACGAGGAGUAUCAAGAAAUGGGCUCAGAGGGACGAGCAGAAGAGGACUUUGAAGGCGAGACGGCGGAAGUUGACGGUCUGGAUGAUACGCUUGCAGACAUUCCCGAAGAAGACUCUGCAUAUGGAGAAGAAGGUUCUGCAUAUGGCCAAGGAGGUUCUGCUUAUGGUGAAGGUUCCGCAUAUGGAGAUGAAGACUCGGCACACCGCCAAGCAGAAGCCGAUAGUUAUUCUCCAGCCGAGCCUCUGGAAUCGCCAUUUCCUGACGAAAGUGGAAUGGCAGAUGGACCGGAUGAUCAAGCAAGCACGUACUAUGAAGAUCAGUACAUGCCAGAGCACAGUCCUGGAAUGGACGAUUAUCCUCCUGAGGAGCCUACAGAGGAUGAAUAUGUCUCUGGAGAAGAUGACGGUGAGAACUUCGAUGAAUAUGCCUCCGAUGGUGCGCAAACAGACAUGGACCAUGAAGACUUCGCACCAAGAGCGGACAGUGGAAACGAAGACGAGUAUAUAUCUGGAGAGGAGUAUGGUGAGAAUUUCGAUGGUGAGAUUUCAGACGGCGCAACACAAGCGGGCCUCGAUGAUGAAGAGUUUGCGCUCGAGCAGAAGCUUGGGUAUGAGGAUGACUACAUGACAGGAGAUGAAUAUGGUGAGGACUUCAGCAAUGAUAUCUCUGACGGCGUAACGCAGGCAGAAUUCGAUGAUGAUGACGAGCUUGCGCUUAGGGAGAAGCUUGGUGAUGACUAUCUAUCAGGAGGAGAAGACGUCGAAGAGUUCCAUAACAACAUUUCAGAUAGCGCUGUACAAGCUGGGUUCGGCGAUGAGGAGCCAGCCUUUGAGGAGGACCAAGGCGAAGCCGAUUAUCUAUCAGGAGAUGAUGACUAUCAACAAGGGGAUAACGGCUAUGAAUAUGGAGCCAGCGGUUAUCAAUCCGACGGCGACGACUAUCCCUCCGGAGUAGGUGACUAUCUACCAGAAGAAGGCGGCUAUCCAUCGGAAGAGGAAGAUGAUCUAUCAGGAAAUGACAAUCGUGCCGAACUCCCAGAUGACAUCCCAGAGGAAGCGAGAGUAGUAGAACUAGACGACGAGGAGCUCCCGCUGGAGCAGAGCGGCAUUGAGGGAGACUCAUACUCAGACCACGAAGAAGACAGUCAUUUCGAAGCUGCUGAGGACACAUAUCAUGAAAAUAUGGAUUAUGAUCAUGGUUCAGAGGUCGAUCCAUCAGAAGAAUUCAUGCCACGACAGGACGGCCAGCGGUAUGAGGGCGAUGACUUUGAGGAUUCUCUACAUGGUGAAGACGAAAGAGAAGUCCCGUUUGAUGAAAACCAGCCUGAAUAUGAAGACCAAUACGAAGGGCAAGGUUUCGAUGACUCUUAUGAAGCCGACGAAACUCAGCAAGAGUUCUCAGCUCAUGGACGCGACGACUAUUCCGAUGUUGACCAUGCAGAUGAUCCAACGACCUCAGUACGAGAAGACGUUGACGAAACUCAGCAUUCACCGCACCUCCAGGGCGUUCCUACUCCUUAUCAAGCUAACGAAAAACCCCUCCCGCCCAUGCCCGCCGAGCACUUCGAAAAGGAUGGAGUCACUAAAGUUCAUGCCUCCAAAGAAGAUGUCAAAAGCCAGGAUCACUCCGCACAGGAGCCAGCCGAAGAAGACCAUUCUCAGGAGACCCUUCCUGAAGCAGCCUACGAUCCCAAUCAUUCCAAACCCACUCAAGAACCAUCCCAAAAUCCCAAAGAACCAGAACUUCCCGAUCAAGACUUUCGGUUCUCCUUUCCGACCCCGGAUCAGAAUCAAAACCAGAACCAAGAUCAGGACCAGGACCAGGACCAGGACCAGGACCAGGAGAUCGGCGAACGCCCAGAAGACCAGCAACACCUACAAGAAGAAUAUCCACCCGAAGAAGGAGAAGAAGAAGGAACAAACUUCGAGGAAGAAGAAUACGACCAAACCCACGGUGAUCAACAUGACCGACAAUUUGAACAACAACACGAUUACGACCAGGAGUACGACGAACAAGAUUACGACCAGAAUUACGAACGACAACAACACGAACCUCAAUACCCAGCAGAAGGAGAGACUCAAGACCGAGAACCCCAAUACGGCGAUCCAGUCGAAGGCUACCUCUUCGACCCGGAGACCCAACAAUACUACCCCCUCGACGAGAACGGCCAACCUUACAUGCCCGAAGAACAGUAUGAACCGGGCCAGGGCCAGGAGCAGGAGUACGAGGAGGAGCCGCAGGCCUAUUACGCCAAAGAAGACGCGCGCCAGAUGAAGAAUGCGCCUGACAGAGAGGCGUAUGAUGGUCAAGGCUACGGCGACGGCGGUGGCGGUUACGAUGGCGCGGGCUAUGACGGCCACGGAUACGGAUACGGAUAUGGAGGGGAAGGGUAUGCGUACGAUGAGCAGCAGCACCAGCAGCAGCAGCUGGGCCACGGCGUCUAUGAUGAUCCUCGAGCAGGAAAGGGCAUGAUUACGCAGGUGCACGCGCGGGCGCAGCCGGUGGGGAAUGUCUUUUAG
Endocarpon pusillum Z07020 is the source of this 6120-nucleotide messenger RNA. RefSeq lists its product as uncharacterized. The record is from RefSeq and is a predicted model, not a curated record. The transcript is spliced from 3 exons. Lineage: Eukaryota; Fungi; Ascomycota; Eurotiomycetes; Verrucariales; Verrucariaceae. Bases 1 to 6120 code for a protein of 2039 amino acids.